Messenger RNA from Pyricularia pennisetigena, 2664 nucleotides. RefSeq lists its product as uncharacterized. The record is from RefSeq and is a predicted model, not a curated record. NCBI's taxonomy places the organism in Eukaryota, Fungi, Ascomycota, Sordariomycetes, Magnaporthales, Pyriculariaceae. Gene Ontology annotation, molecular function: protein binding. Bases 1 to 2664 code for a protein of 887 amino acids. Gene Ontology annotation, cellular component: trans-Golgi network; membrane. Gene Ontology annotation, biological process: endoplasmic reticulum to Golgi vesicle-mediated transport. The transcript has 5 exons.
AUGGAGCACACCUUCAUAACUGUCCACGAUACUUCUCCUGAGGCUAGAAUCACUUUCGCGUCUGCUUCUAUCGAGCAGAUUCUAGGCUACCGGCCCGAGGAGGUCUAUAUGAGAUCGUCCUUUGACUUCUUUCACCCAGACGAGGUCCCAUUUGCGCGGCGUGUUCAUAGUCGCGGCCUGCGACUUGACAAGGCUGCAGUUCUCCACUAUGCCCGACUUCGGGGAAAGGACGGUCGGUGGAUUGGCUGUGAAUGCUGCUUCACCGUAGUCUACAAUGUCUUGGUGGCUUGUAUCAGCCUGUACCGGCGAGGCACCAGAAGUGAGCAGAGAGCUAAGGAUGCCCCCCUUAUUCGGAGGAUCUUUUCUUGUUCACCCCGUGACCCGCGGUAUCACAUGCUGGAGUAUCUUUCUCCAAAGUUCACAUCAGCACCCGUGGAGAGGGAACCACGUGGGGCUUUGAUCCUAAACCGGUUUACCCGAAACCUCACGAUCAUGCACGCAACAUUUGCUGUUGAUUCUAUCCUGGGCGGACGUUCUCUGGAAGAAAUUCGGGGUUCAAGUUUCUACGACUAUAUUGAGGACGACUGUGUUCCCGAGGCGGAAAGAUGCCUUGAGAGUGCCAAAUCGAACGACUCGAUUGCAUAUUUGAGAUUCUGGGUGAAAGACGCAAGGGCUCCCGCUCAGGGUCCGGACGUCGCGAUGAACGACGAAGAAGACAGCGAUCCGGACUCGGACAACGGUGGAGUGCGGCUGUCGUCUGCUGACGUGGAUGGUCGCCCGCAAAUAGCUGGACCACCACGGCAAAAUCGCAAUGAAGAUGGCAACAACCAGCAAAUCGUAGCGGCGCACGAUGAUGCAGGCCUAGGGAAUGGUGCCGCGGAGGAACAACCACGGGGCAUCGAAGUUGAGGCAGUCGUAUCUUGUGCAUCUGACGGGCUCGUGGUGAUUAUCAGAAAAGCUCGGCCCCUCAUUCCUGCCCUCCAACAACCACAGCAGCCGGCGUCGGCCGCCUACAACCAACACCAUGGAUUCUUUGCUGCUCCAUGGGGCCGCGAGAUUAUUCGACCGAAUGUGCCACUGGAUCAGGUACAUCAGUUCCGUGCUCCACUUCGGCCUGAGUACAUGCCACUCAGGGAGCCUGUCAAGCCCGUGAAUGGUCCGCCAGACGAGCAGUUCAUGAUGGCCAUCAAAGAUGUAGCAGUCUUUGCAUGGGCACUGGUUGGCAUAAAUGGCAAUUUCGCCAAGCACUGCAGAGGUGUUCCCCAAGGCGAAGCACAACCUCCAGAUGGUUUCCCAGUCUGGGAUCCAGCUGGUGGUGACCUCGAGUAUCAGGGACCCGAAAACCAAGCCGCUCUGAGAUGGGCAAGGCUUGGUAAGGCUGCGCAGACACCUAUGGGCUCAGAUAUACCCUACGGGGGCUACGCUCCUGAUCCGCAGUUUGGAGGGGCCCCGGGAACGUAUCAUCAUCAUCAGCCUCAAGGCUACGUCGAAAGACAUACAUACACGCACUCCAUCCAACACUUGCCUCAAUACUCUACAUCACCCUACACCUUUGGCCAACAGCAGCAGCAACAAGCACCGCCGCCACAGCAGCUGGAUCAACAUCAUCAACAACAUCAUCAACAACAUCAUCAACAACAUCAUCCUCAGCAUCAGCGGCAUGAAGAGCAAUACCAUGAACAACAGCAAGCCUUACAAUAUUCACAAACGCAGCAAGCCCCUCGCGGGUUAUGGUCGCCACACAAUUACGUGAGAGACGGCGCGGCGGGAGACGCGUGGCAGCAAGCGGACCUGAAUGAUUUCGACGAUCCGCUCAACAACCAAGCCACAUCUUCCCGCGCGCCGCUGACCGGCAACAUCGGCAGCAGCACAACAGGCGGCGGGGCGGCGGCGACGUCGUCAUCCUCGAGCUCGCGGCGCCCGCUCAACGAAAACUACCUCACAUCCCGCAUCGGCGGCGAGGACCGGGCGGCUGCUCAAAACACCAUCGACGAGUCCGUGUGGGACACGCUGCGCCGGGACUUGCUCGCGGUCUGGAGCAAGAUGCGCGAGGUACUGUACCCCCGCUACCUCUUUGGUGGCACCAUGUUCGAGUCCUCCGAGGGCAUCCGCGGCGCCUACGCCAACAUGCGUUCUGCCGGCAUCUCGGGCACCCGCGAGGAGCUGGCCGGCCUGGCGGGCCGCGUCAUGGACCCCGAGAACCUGCUCAACCAGAGCAACAUGACCCCCGGGCUGAGGGACUGGGACCUCUGGGGUCCAUUGAUCUUUUGUCUGCUCCUCAGUUUGUUGUUGAGCUUCAACGCCAGCGCGAGUCAAAAGGACCUCGUGUUCAGUGGCGUGUUUGCCAUGGUCUGGAUCGGGGAGGCUGUCGUUACGCUGCAGAUCAAACUCUUGGGAGGCAAUAUCUCAUUUGCACAAAGCGUAUGCAUCAUCGGCUACACGCUGUUCCCGCUCGUCAUCGCCUCCCUCCUGUCAGCAUUCAACCUCUACUGGAUCGCCCGAAUUCCUGUCUAUCUGGUACUCAUCGGCUGGGCAAUGGCUGCUGGCGUCAGCAUCCUCGGCGGCAGUGGCGUCGUCAAAAACAGGGUCGGCCUUGCUGUCUAUCCAUUGUUCGUCUUUUACCUGGGACUGGGAUGUCUCUGCUUCAUCAGCUACCCGUCAUAG